Trametes versicolor FP-101664 SS1 is the source of this 327-nucleotide messenger RNA. RefSeq lists its product as uncharacterized. The record is from RefSeq and is a predicted model, not a curated record. Bases 1 to 327 code for a protein of 108 amino acids. The transcript is spliced from 2 exons. Lineage: Eukaryota; Fungi; Basidiomycota; Agaricomycetes; Polyporales; Polyporaceae.
AUGCACUACGAUGUGAGUGUGUCCCGCAGAUGGUGCAGCGUGUUGAGCGUGUUCGAACACCCGUCGACCCCAGGUCCAGCGCGCGCGCACAUACUGACCUGCCCCUCGCAGACCUACGCAGUCGACGCGCCGCGAUACACCACGUCCACGUUCCCCCUGGAGCAGCACGGCUUUGGAAGGCGCGUGUGUGCGCCGCAAGCAUGUCCUAUCCGCUCCGCGCGAGGGCGUCCAACAGAGACGGCAUCUGCACCUCUCACGACACGAUGUACGCACGUUACCGUCGUGCCCGCGCGUUCUUGCGUUGGCAGCACCUUGCCCGCACGAUGA